AUGGCGGUGGAUGCGGAGACAUUUUACGGGAAGAGGAAAAGCGAGAAACCGAUCUUCGAAGUGAACAUAGAAAAAUACGGCAUCCUGAAAAGGCUAAAACGGUUCGAUCAGUCUGUUUCGCAGGGUGUAAGAAAAAGGUGGUUCUACAAACAGCACGAGGCCCUUUCACAUUACGCCCAACUGAUCGAGGUACAUUCAAACGCCGAGGCAGAUACUGAUGUGGAGGCGGAGGAAGGGGCACCCCCAAGUCGGGCCACCUCCUCCCGCAAUGGACAAGGAAUAAUUAUAUACACGGAGGAGAUAGAAAAUGCCAAGAGAUGCUUCGUAUUGGACAGUCUGUACCGCUUCCUGAAAUUCUACUGCUUCUACGCCUUGUCGUUGGAAGACAUAUACUUCGAUGAGAAAGGGCCCAGCGCCGGGAAACCACACAAUUUGCCCUUAUGCAAAUCAUCGCCAUGCAAAUCGACGCCAAACGAAGCGCCACCAAACGAAGCGCUCACAGGGGGUGGACGCCCACCACAUGACCAACCAAUGCAUCUCUACGAACUCAUCUUGGCAAACGAAAAACGGUGGCUCUUCUUCGACCUGGAGUACGACGUGCUAAACGGGCACCAAAAUAAGGACUCCAUCCUCUUCAUAUUCCUCAUCGAGCUGUGCUUAUUCGUGUACACCAAUUUCGAUGUAAAAAUUUGCUUAAAUGAUGUUAUAAUUUUAGAUAGCUCUACAAGCGAAAAAAUAUCCUUCCACGUAAUUAUAAAAAAUAUUCAUUGCCUACACCAUGAUGAUGAUUAUUACGAAUAUUUAAAAGAUUAUUGUUACUUUUUUCAAAAUCGCCUGAACAAGUCAGAUGAUUUUUUUUACGAAAAGUACAAAAAAAGGCAAACUAAGUUCAGUCCACAAAUGAGCCAGAAAAAGCUUCUCCUUUUUAACAACGAAAAUUGCAUAAAAUAUUUUGUCGACCUGUUUAUAAAUCAUAUUUCGCGAGCAAUACAGGAAAAUGAAAACGCUUAUGUCAUUAAUUUAUCUACUGUUUAUAUAAAGGGUGAAAAGGCAUCUCCUCUUCCCACUGAAGACAACGCCAAUUUGUGUUCCCGUGGCUCUACUAAUGUGCAAGACCGGACAAGUGAUACCCACCAGGGAAGCAUCACUGGAGAAAAUGACACCACCCGUUGUAAGUUCAAUGGGAGUUGUCCAAAUUUGUCUGAGCCAUGCGGGGAUAACCAUAGGGGCGCUUUUGCCAACCCUAACUUGCAGAACGAAUCGAGAGAACACCCCGUUGAGGAAAAAACAGCGCUCGACCUCAUAAACGACUUCAGCGAGAUACACGAUGUUGUGAUGGCCAUCAGUGGUGGGGAGAUUCCUAGAGAUGAUAGCACGUCCGUCAGUGGAAGGAUAAUUUUGAACGAUCAGAGUAGUUCGCUCUGUGGAGGGGCACCCAACGGGGACGGAAACAAACCUAGGGAUGCAAAAGAAAGAAUAAAAAACAGUUCGUACUUUUCCAUGUACACUAAAUCACUAAACGAUAUAGUGCAAAUUUAUGUUCAUAAAUUAGAAAAUGCAAAAGGAAAUAAUUGUUUUGACAGAGCAGAUGAUAAUUUUCUCAUUCUUCUAUUUGCAAUGAAGAGGGACGAAGUUGUGGACAACAAAAACGGGGAGACAAAUACGCAGAAGAACAUUCCAUCCGUAGAGGACACUGACUCCACGCCCUCACGUGAAGAGAAGAACCUUCAGGGAGAUGUCCACAAUAAAGAGGAACUUUUUCAAAUGCACGGAAACGAAAAUGGUGACCAAGAAAUGGUACUGCUCAAAUGCAUUGUGGAUAAUUCUGUGUAUAGCAGGAACAGAAAUUUCCGCAUGAUAUUUUCGAGCAAAAAGAAAAAAAAAAAUAAUAGCAAAUUAAUGCUUAGCAGGUAUAAUGUGAAGAGAUAUAAUAAAGCGAACGUAGACAGCUUGAUAUUAAAAAGUUUGGUCACUUUUUAUCAGGACGAUGAUGUGAGUUGUCAAAUAGGGGAGGACGUAAUUUUUAAGAGGGACCAGAUGGACACGUUUGGACAGUCGAAUGGGCUUCCCUAUGAACACCUGCACAGACCGACGUGCGCCUCUUCCCAUAUCGCUUUUUCCCGCUGCGGCACUGGAAACGCGAAAAAGGCACGCAUUUGGGCAACGCCCGUCACCAAAGAGCUGUACGUACACAAAGGCAUUCAAUUAGAAGACAUUAAUGAUGCCCACGUGCACACCAUUUUAAAAAUUAUUUUCUUCUGGAAUUUUGAAUUAUAUAAAAAUUUUAAAAAAAACAAAAUAUAUGUAAAUAAAUUUCAAGGAGAAAUUAGCAAGGAAUAUUUUUACAGAAUUGUUUCCAUCCAUAAUAGGCUACAGUAUGACCUCUACAGGCAGGGCGCGAGCGAGGGGGAAGUCGCCUCAUCGGAGGAGUAUUCAUCUGUGGACAAAUCAUCAACACAGGAAAUACACACACAAAAUAGCAGCACAUCAGAGGAGAUACAACAGCAUGAUCAUGUGUCCCCCGUGCGAAAAGGCAUAAUCACGCCGCAAUUUUGCAAUAACCUAGACACAUAUGAUGAUUUAUUUUUAAAAAAUGAGAAAUUUUAUUCAUACGUCUUGGAUGAGUAUACAAAAUGCACACAGAUCAAAAAAGAAAAAAAUUAUGCCCUUCUCUUCCUCAUAAAAUAUUUUAUAUAUUCCAUCACAUGUAACGCGGAGGAGUACAUUCUCCAUUUCAGGGAAAACAAAUUUUGUAAAAAUAAAAACCGUGCACACAAAUCAAAUCACAUAUAUGUUGUUUUUAACCAUCUCAAAAAUUUAUUUGUGCAAAAAUGCCAUGACAGUGAGUGCUCCCACUUUGUGUCAGAGAUUUAUUAUCUGUAA
Messenger RNA from Plasmodium fragile, 2883 nucleotides. RefSeq lists its product as uncharacterized. Bases 1 to 2883 code for a protein of 960 amino acids. The transcript has a single exon. Lineage: Eukaryota; Apicomplexa; Aconoidasida; Haemosporida; Plasmodiidae. The record is from RefSeq and is a predicted model, not a curated record. Gene Ontology annotation, cellular component: nucleus; mitochondrial matrix. Gene Ontology annotation, molecular function: DNA-directed DNA polymerase activity; chromatin binding. Gene Ontology annotation, biological process: replication fork processing; error-prone translesion synthesis; mitochondrial DNA replication.